Talaromyces rugulosus is the source of this 3219-nucleotide messenger RNA. RefSeq lists its product as uncharacterized. The record is from RefSeq and is a predicted model, not a curated record. The transcript is spliced from 11 exons. The coding region runs from base 1 to 3219 and encodes 1072 amino acids. Gene Ontology annotation, molecular function: small GTPase binding; nuclear export signal receptor activity. Gene Ontology annotation, biological process: protein export from nucleus; ribosomal large subunit export from nucleus; ribosomal small subunit export from nucleus. Gene Ontology annotation, cellular component: cytoplasm; nucleus. Lineage: Eukaryota; Fungi; Ascomycota; Eurotiomycetes; Eurotiales; Trichocomaceae.
AUGUCUGUCUCCAUUUCAGAGUUGGACAACACUGUCCGCGCCUUUUACGAAGGCAAAGGCGAUGUGCAAAAACAAGCGCAGCAAACUCUCACCGAGUUUAAACAAAAUCCCGAUGCGUGGUUACUGGUGGGCGACAUCCUCCAGGAGUCGUCGUACUCGCAAACAAAAUAUCUCGGCCUACAAGUCUUGGACGAGGUUAUUAUGACAAGAUGGAAAGUUUUACCCCGGGAUCAAUGCCAAGGUAUUCGAAACUUCGUCGUCAACCUGAUCAUCGAGCACUCCAAGUCGGAAGAAAAAUUGAAAAGCGAACGCGCCUUCCUCAACAAGUUGAACCUGGUCCUCGUGUCCAUCCUGAAGCAAGAAUGGCCUCACAACUGGCCUACGUUUAUCAACGAGAUAAUUUCCUCUUGCCACACCAGCCUUUCCAUCUGCGAGAACAACAUGGUCAUCCUCCGCUUACUGUCUGAAGAAGUCUUUGAUUAUUCGCAGGAUCAAAUGACCUCAACCAAGGCCAAGAACCUGAAGACAACCAUGACCCAGGAGUUUUCUUCCAUCUUCCAACUCUGUUCAGAGGUUUUGAAUACUGCGAACCAGCCCGCUUUGAUUAAAGCCACCUUGGAGACCUUGUUGCGAUUCCUGAACUGGAUUCCGUUGGGAUACAUUUUUGAGACGCCCAUCAUCAGUACCCUGAUGAACCGAUUCCUCGAUGCGCCCGAGACUCGCAAUAUAACUCUCAAAUGCCUCACCGAAAUCGGAGGUUUACAGAUUGGUCAGCAGUACUCGUAUGACGAGAAACUGGUCCAAAUGUUCACCGAGACUCUGACAUGCGUGUCCAAAACCAUCCCAUUAUCGAUGGACCUAAAGAACACUUAUGCGAACAGCAACUCGAGAGAUCAAGAGUUUGUUCUCAACCUAGCACUCUUCCUAUGCAACUUCUUUAGCGUCCAUCUCAAUCUAAUCGAGAAACUGCCCAACCUGGACUAUCUAACCCAUGCACACUUCUACUUGAUCCGCAUCAGCCAGAUCGACGACCGUGAAAUUUUCAAGAUUUGCCUGGAGUACUGGACUAAACUUGUGCAGGAAUUGUACGAAGAAAUGCAGCAGCUACCCAUCACCGACAUCAACCCUCUGGUUAGUAUGGGUGUAGGUGGAAUCGCCAACGGUGGUGCCCCGCACCCAAGCACCCUCGCCAACUAUCCAUUGCGCAAGCACAAAUACCAGGAAGUGUUGUCAAGUCUACGAACCGUCAUGAUCGAAAAAAUGGUUCGUCCGGAGGAGGUCUUGAUUGUGGAAAAUGACGAGGGAGAAAUCGUCCGAGAGUUUGUGAAGGAAAGUGACACCAUUCAGCUCUACAAGACGACGAGAGAAUGCCUUGUCUACCUUACACAUCUCGACGUUAUCGACACUGAAAGCAUCAUGGCCGAUAAACUUGCCAAACAAGUCGAUGGGACUGAGUGGUCGUGGUCCAACUGCAACACAUUAUGCUGGGCAAUUGGUUCCAUUUCCGGAGCUAUGAAUGAGGAGACGGAAAAGCGUUUCCUCGUCACUGUGAUCAAGGAUCUCUUGGGUCUCACCGAGAUGAAGCGUGGAAAGGACAACAAAGCUGUGGUUGCGAGCAACAUCAUGUACAUUGUUGGUCAAUACCCUCGAUUCCUCAAGGCUCACUGGAAGUUUUUGAAAACUGUGGUGAACAAGCUCUUUGAGUUUAUGCACGAGACACACGAAGGUGUCCAGGAUAUGGCUUGCGACACGUUCAUCAAGAUCGCCAACAAGUGCAAGCGGCACUUUGUCGCCCUUCAGCCAGGCGAAAACGAGCCUUUUAUCGAAGAGAUUGUUCGCAAUAUGCGGAAGAUUACAUGCGACCUUUCCCCCCAGCAAGUGCAUACGUUUUACGAGGCUUGCGGUUAUAUGAUUUCUGCCCAGGGCCAAAAGGGUCUCCAGGACCGCCUGAUAGAAAGCUUGAUGGCACUGCCCAACUCGGCAUGGGAUGCCAUUAUUGCCCAGGCUAACCAAGACCCCUCAAUCCUGCAAGAUUCCGAGACCAUAAAGAUCGUUGGCAACAUCAUGAAAACAAAUGUCGCUGCUUGCUCCUCCGUGGGCAGCUACUUUUACUCCCAAAUUGGCCGAAUUUACCACGACAUGCUCAAUAUGUACCGUGCCUCGAGCCAGCUUAUAUCCGAUGCCGUUGCCAGUGACGGAACCAUUGCAACGAAAACCCCAAGAGUGCGAGGGUUACGGACUAUCAAAAAGGAGAUUUUGAAGCUCAUCGACACGUACGUGCAAAAGGCCGACGACCUCGAAAUGGUGAACCAGAGCAUGGUACCUGCGCUUCUAGAAGCCGUGCUACUGGACUAUAACCGCAACGUCCCAGACGCGCGCGAGGCAGAGGUCCUAAAUGUCAUGACGACCAUCAUUCACAAGCUUCAUAAUCUCAUGGACGAUAAGGUGCCUCUCAUUAUGGAAAGCGUCUUUGAAUGCACUCUGGAGAUGAUCAACAAGGAUUUCCAUGAAUAUCCAGAACACCGUGUCCAAUUUUUCAAGUUACUUCAAGCGAUAAACCUUUACUGUUUCCCUGCUUUGCUCAAACUAGACGGAAAUCAGUUCAAAUUCGUCAUUGACUCGUGCAUGUGGGCGAGCAAACAUGACAACCGCGAGGUGGAAAACACGGGAUUGGCCAUGUGCCUUGAGCUCAUGAACAAUAUGGCCGACGCUGAUGUUCAAACCUCGAGUAUUUUCUUCCGCCAAUUCUACCUGCCAAUCCUGCAGGAUGUAUUUUUUGUGCUCACUGAUACCGACCACAAAGCUGGCUUUAAAUCUCAAGCAAUGCUUUUGUCGCGGAUGUUUUUCUUUAUCGAAUCGGGUAAAAUACAGGAACCCAUAUAUUCAAGCGAUCAGGCACCUUCGGGAACCUCCAAUAAGGAUUUCCUACAGCAGUAUGUCGCCAACAUUCUUCAAACUGCUUUCAAAAACCUUCAAGAAGUCCAAAUCAAACAAUUUGUCGUUGGGUUGUUUGCCUUUAAUAACGACUUCAAUAAAUUCAAAACUCAUCUCAGAGACUUUUUGAUCUCUUUGAAGGAGUUUGCGGGAGAUAAUGCCGAGCUCUACGCCGAAGAACGUGAGCAGGCAUUACAAGAUGCCAAAGCCGCCGAGAGGGAUCGGGCUAUGAAGGUUGGAGGAUUGUUGAAGCCGGCGGAAAUGGACCAGGAUGACGAUUUAUGA